Molecule: messenger RNA, 2277 nt
Organism: Ambispora gerdemannii
Lineage: Eukaryota; Fungi; Glomeromycota; Glomeromycetes; Archaeosporales; Ambisporaceae
Source: the annotation of a GenBank genome assembly
AUGCUGUUAAAAUUUUUCGACCCAAAAACUCUUUAUAAAGUAGCUCAUAGUGGUUGUUAUGGUGUUGGUGGUAGUGGCGGCGCUUGGAUAAAUUCACGGAGCCUUUUGUUCGCACGUUAUUCGACAUUCAACUCGUUUUCUAGUUCUAUUGGAAGUGAGCCAACACCAAGCCCUAGUAACUCUUAUGCUCAACCAAGGCAACGAGUACUUGAACAAAGUCAAGCACAGCCACCCUCACAACAACCGUCACCUUCAACACGUGCCAAUAUUUUACCACAAGAAAGCAACACUUUUACUGGUACACCUCAUAGAGGAAACCCUAUUCUUCCAAGACCUGUUCCUUAUAGUUCUCCGCCUCCAGGACAGAAUAUUUUUUUUCAAAAUAAUAGAAGUAUAGGCGGCGGUGCAUUACCAUUUGUUCCAGAACGCAGUAAUAUGCAAAAGCCUAUCCCACAGCAACCACCUCCACCACGUCAAAAAUAUGGCCAAGAGCCAUCAUUGCCAUCCAUCAACUUUCAAAAUAACCCACGAAUAUAUCCUAACAAUGUAAAUUAUAGGGGACAUAAUCCAAACCAGAUGUCGCCGCCUCCUACCAACAACGGUGGACCUACCAAUUCUUACAAUGCAAAUUAUAGGGGAAGUAAUCCAAACCAGAUGCCGCCACCGCGAUAUAACAUGCCAUCAAAUCCUGGCCCAGUGCUAAUGUCAAUGCCAACUUCAGAAUCAAAUCCAGGUCAAAUGCCGCGAUAUAACAAUAACAUGAUGUUAAUGCCAAUUUCCGCAUCAAAUCCAGGGCAACAAUUUGACUAUAUACCACUAAAUCUUGGUCAAAUGCCGCGAUAUACCAAUAACAUACAAACCCCAAUGCCAAUGCAAAUUUCCGAAUCAAAUACAGGACAACGAUUUGACAAUAUUCCACAAAGUCCUGGUCAAAUGCCGCGAUAUAACAACAUGUUAUCAAAUCCCGGCUCAAUGUCAAUGCCAAGAUAUAACAAUAUGUCAAUACCAAUACCACGAUAUAACAAUAUGCCGCAGUAUCCAUUGAGACCAAGAUUCCGAGCUUGGACUAAUGACGAAAUUGAUAGAUUGCGCAAAGGUGUUGAGAAAUACGGUAAAAAUUUCGAAUUGAUUUCCUUAGAGUGGUUCCAUCGCAUAAGGUCUGCAAGAGCAUGCCAGAUGAAACACGACUCUAUACAAGAUAGUAUCCAUAAGCUGUGGACUAGUGACGAAGUUGAUAGACUGCGCAAAGGUGUUGAGAAAUACGGUAAAAAUUUCGAAUUGAUCUCCUUAGAGUGGUUCCAUGGCAUAAGGUCUGCAAAAGCAUGCCAGAUGAAACACAACAAAAUACAAAAUGGUGUCACUGCGAUAAAGAAACAUCUACAAGAUAGAACCACUUCGACAUCAAAAGAAAAUUCUCCCGAUAAAAAUAUCGAAACAGAAAGCACAAAUAAAAGUGAUCCGUUGGAUGUACGCCUCGGAGAAUUAUUUGACAAAGAAUUGUACCAGAUAAACAGAACAUUCGGAAAAUCAGCCGAGAAAAUACAAAUAAUCUAUGACACGCCUUCAUCUCCAAACAGAGCUUGGACAAAAAAAGAGAACAAUAUACUCUUUAAGUCCGUAAAGGAACUUGGGGAUGAUUGGGCCAAAAUAUUAGAGAGAUUACCCGGACAAACAUUAGCAUCCGCAAAAAGUCGUUACGGUGAUAAAGUUUGGACAUUAGAAGAAAUCACCGCAUUCGAUGAAGCCUUUUCAAAACACGGAGAAGACUGGGCAAAGAUAGGUGAAAAUAUCCCUACGAAAACCGCUGGGCAGUGUUGGUCAUAUUGGCGUCGAUCCACCGGUGCAGAUUUACCAUUACCAAAUGAAUUGGAGAAUAGUUCAGCCAAACCUCACCGGGUGUACAUUUCAAUUCAAUUUCUCGAAGAACUACCUAUAGAAUUACAGUUCAUUCGACAUCACAAAUGGGAAAUUUUUACCCGAGAAAAUGCUACAAUCAUUUCUACUAAAUUGAAUAAUCCGAUCGUAUCUGCCGAGGAAAAAGGAAAGUCAGAGGAAAAUGAUCAAAACACAUUAUAUAUAACUAAAGAAAGUGUCAAGCCUGUAGAUGAAAAUAAAAUAUACAAUAAAACGGAAAAUAUCUUAGUGUUUAGUAAUGAAAAAGAAAAGGAACAAGAGAACUCAGAUCUGAAAGGGGAAGAUAAUGACUUGGAUCUUAGAAGCGACGAGGAUUUAGAGCUAAAGGGAGAACAUGAUUUGGGCACGAUAAUCUCGAAUUGA